Messenger RNA from Harmonia axyridis, 522 nucleotides. Its product is annotated as lysozyme C, milk isozyme-like. Bases 31 to 462 code for a protein of 143 amino acids. NCBI's taxonomy places the organism in Eukaryota, Metazoa, Arthropoda, Insecta, Coleoptera, Coccinellidae. The record is from RefSeq and is a predicted model, not a curated record. The transcript has 2 exons.
AAUAGAUUUGAUGAGAGUUGAAGAAGAACCAUGAAGUUAACGCUGAAAUAUUUUCUGCUGCUGUUCGCCCUUUGGAAUGGAGUAGAGGCAAAAAUUUUCGGAAGAUGCGAGUUCGUAGCGAAAUUAAGAAGCUUGGGAAUUCCAGGCAAUCAGUUAGCUACAUGGACCUGUAUAGCCAAUUUCGAGUCACAUUUCGAUACAAAAGCUGUUAAUUCACAAACUGGAGACUAUGGAAUACUCCAAAUAAGCGAAAUCUACUGGUGCUCUAACAGCAACACUCCUGGUAAAGGUUGCCAUGCAACAUGUAGUCAAUUUUUGAACGAUGACAUCAACGACGAUGUUGCAUGCGCUCGACAUGUGUUUGACGAAACACAAAGGUGGUCUGGAAAUGGUUUCACAGCUUGGACGACAUAUGAUCGAUAUUGUAAAGGAAAUGUUGAUUCAUUCAUCGCAAAUUGUUGAAUGUUGUUCUGAUAUUGUAUCAAUUAAAUAAUAAAAAACUAUAUUAAAAAAAUUUAAUCU